Messenger RNA from Papilio xuthus (Asian swallowtail), 1191 nucleotides. RefSeq lists its product as uncharacterized. The record is from RefSeq and is a predicted model, not a curated record. The transcript has 3 exons. NCBI's taxonomy places the organism in Eukaryota, Metazoa, Arthropoda, Insecta, Lepidoptera, Papilionidae. Bases 192 to 971 code for a protein of 259 amino acids.
ACCAGUCUUUCGUUUAGCGUCGCAUUGGACGCACGCGCGCGCACAUUUUGUACAGUUUUUAAAAUCGUAUUUGUUAGUUUUGUGAAUAAAUAACAGACAUACGAUAAAAAUAAACUUGGCAUUUGAAGUUGAGUGUGAUAUCAUAGAUAAAAUUUGAUUUUAGCCGAUAGAAAUAAAAUAUCAAUACGAAGAUGAAAUCGUCAGUAGCGUUGCUCUUGUUCGGCCUGGUGGUCUUCGUAGCAACAACUAGUGCACGACCGAAUUACAGCGAAACGGAUCUUUCAACAUUUGAUGAAAACAAAGAAUUAGACCACAGUACAGCACAAAAUAGACAACACAGACGGCAAAGAAGGAGACAUUCAAGACAGAUAUCUGAUCGGUACGAUAAUUUCUCGCCUAGGUUUUAUUAUGAUAAUAGACAACUACAUGACAUUCGACAGCAAAUAAACGAAUUACAUGAUAUCAUUAAAAAUCGCCAAUGGCAAUUCGGUCCCGCAUACGGUGGUAAUCAACCUCAGCAAAUUUACAUUCAAGUCGUUCCCUACCCUGUCGUCCCACAACCAUCAUGUUCUUGUAACAAAGCGAAUAAUUUACCCAACCUUGACAACAGAUUAGGGGGUGAAUCUAAUAAUAAUAUAAAUACGAUUGAGGAGGAUGAAGAAGACGAAGGAAGGCCAAUCUCAUUCAAACCCGUCGAUUCAAACACACCAUCCAAACCGUUUCCGCCCGUCGAGCAUGGCAGUGUACAAGCCGGGUUAACGCCAAUAUCCACGACCACUGCCAAGCCGAAAAAGACCCCGGGCGUUUGCGAAGCUGCCAUCCUCCUGUGCUGUAGAUUCUCGAAGGACGUCCAGAAGGAAUGCUUCCAGCGAUACGGCUGUAUGAAAACUUAUAGCACAGGCAUAGCUUGUUCACCACAGGCAAUAGGAAUCGUCAUCCAACACUUUAAAGAAGCGUACGCGCCGAGGUGAUUUCUUCUAAAGAAAUAAACAGCGACCACAUAGUCACCUUACAGUAUUUUAGGGUUUAAUGUUAGCUUAAGUUGUUGAAGCUUUUAUUACGAUAUAGUUAUAAUGUUGCAGGAAUUGAAAACAAAUCAAUUUUCUUUGCUUGAUCGAUAACUAACAGAAUUAAAUAAAAUCAUGUCGACCACAAGAUUUUCACACCAAAGUAAUUGGUAUCCAAACAAUA